GCUUUAAAACUUCCUGUUACUAAACCCAGGACCCUGCAUUCACUAUAUCUGGUCUCCCAGGACCCUGCAUUCACUAUAUCCGCUCUCCCCAGGACCCUGCAUUCACUAUAUCUGCUCUCCCAGGACCCUGCAUUCACUAUAUCCGCUCUCCCAGGACCCUGCAUUCCCUAUAUCUGGUCUCCCAGGACCCCGCAUUCACUAUAUCUGGUCUCCCAGGACCCUGCAUUCACUAUAUCUGGUCUCCCUGGACCCUGCAUUCACUAUAUCUGGUCUCCCUGGACCCUGCAUUCACUAUAUCUGGUC
Staurois parvus is the source of this 303-nucleotide messenger RNA. Lineage: Eukaryota; Metazoa; Chordata; Amphibia; Anura; Ranidae. The record is from the annotation of a GenBank genome assembly.